GGUAUGCCAGCAAUACAGAGUACCUCACCACAGAUGACUUACUUCUAUUUUUAGAAGCAGAGUAAGGGAUGCAAAGAGUGACGAAAGACAAAUGUAUUGAUAUAAUCAAUAGGUUUGAACCCUCAAAAGAUGGGAGAGAAAAAGGGCAGUUAGGAAUAGAUGGAUUCACAGAUUAUUUGCUGUCUGAGGAAUGUGAUAUAUUUGAUCCUGACCAGAACAAAAUUUGUGAGGACAUGAACCAACCUUUGAGUCAUUACUUUAUUGCCAGCUCGCACAAUACGUAUCUUAUGAAAGACCAGUUACAAGGCCCGCCUAGUUUCGAGGCUUAUAUACGUGCCCUUACGAAAGGAUGUCGCUGUGUGGAACUGGAUUGCUGGGAUGGACCAAACGAUGACCCCAUUAUUUACCAUGGACAUACCUUCACCUCAAAGAUACAGUUCAAGGCCGUUAUUGAAGCCAUUAACACUUAUGCAUUUGAAACCUCUGAGUAUCCUGUGAUAUUGUCAAUAGAAAACCAUUGUAACAUCAAACAGCAGCAGGCGAUGGCUGAAUACAUGACCUCAAUAUUUGGAGAUAAGUUGUGUAGUGAGAGUGUCCCUGAGAACGAGACUUGUCUUCCUUCACCAGACUCUCUCAAAGGAAAAAUACUUAUCAAGGGUAAGAAGUUGCCUCCUGACUCAGAGGACGGGUAUGUUACAGAUGAGGAUGAAGGGGCGGAGUCAGACAAGAAGAAAAAUAACAAAACCAAGGAUCACCCAGUGAAGAAGCACAAACUGGCUAAAGAGUUGUCUGACUUGGUGAAUUAUUGUGUGUCCACUAGAUUCCAUGACUUCCAACUACCCCAAACAAGUCAGAAAUACUAUGAGAUGUGUUCAUUCAGUGAAUCCACUGCCAUCAAACUGGCCAUGAGUUGUCCUGAGGAGUUUGUAAACCACAAUAAGAAGUUCCUGUCACGUAUUUAUCCCAAUGGAAUGAGGGUGGACUCCAGUAACUAUAACCCACAGGACCUCUGGAAUUGUGGGUGUCAGAUGGUGGCCUUGAAUUAUCAAACCCAUGGUUUAAUGAUGGAUCUAUACCAUGGAUUCUUUCGACGUAAUGCUAACUGUGGGUAUAUUCUGAAGCCAGCAAUUAUGAGGGAGGAGAUUGCGUACUUCAGCGCCAACACAAAAGACGUCAUUCCAGGGGUGUCAUCUCAAAUAUUGCACAUAAAGGUUGUCAGUGGACAGCAUUUUCCAAAACCCAAAGGUUCUGGUGCCCGCGGCGAUGUCACAGACCCAUAUGUUACCAUAGAGAUUUUCGGCAUCCCUGCUGACUGUGCAGAAGAGAGGACCAAAACUGUGCCCCAUAAUGGAUAUAGUCCCAUAUUUGAUGAGAGUUUUGAGUUCAAGAUUAACCUUCCUGAGCUGGCUUUGGUUCGGUUCGCUGUCUUGGAUGACGAUUAUAUCGGUGAUGAGUUCAUUGGACAGUACACCAUUCCUUUUGAAUGCAUGCAGACAGGAUACAGACAUAUUCGUUUAUGCUCCAAUACAGGAGAGGAGAUUCCUAACUGCACCUUGUUCAUUCAUGUGGCAAUCACAAACAAACGAGGAGGAGGGAAGGCACACAAGCGUGGAAUGUCGGUGAAGAAGAAAACCAAACGUGAUUACAUCAGUAUGAAGUCAGUGGGAGUGAAAAGCAUUGAUGAAACAUUCAAGGUUGCUAUUCAACCACUGCGAGAUGGCACAGACCUCAGGGAUAAUGUACAGAUAACUCUAGCUGACUUCAAAGAAACUUGUGGGUUAUCUCCUAUUGCCAACAUCAAACAGUGCUUCCGUUUAAUGGGUACCAGGCUAUCCAACUCCACUGAGCAGGCUAAUCUGACCCUCGUUAUGAGAGGGGAGUAUCCAAGCCUAGAAGCUCAAGGCAAUCUGCCAGAUAUUUUGAAGAAAGCCCUCCUCUCCUUUGAUGAGUUGGUGGCAGAAAUUAAGAAUUUACUUGAAAAUGCAGACACAGUUUAUGAAAGGUUACUGCAUUGCAAGCGAGCUGGGAUGGAGUGGCAUGAAGAUUUGGAGAAUAUUUGCCAGCAGUCAGGCCUGAAGGGCAAAAAGUUAUCAAAGGCCAUGGAAAAUUUCUCCUGGAAUAUAAGGGUUUUAAAAGGACAAGCAGAUUUAAUCAACCAAGCCAAAAAAGAAAGCCAAGAGUAUCUCAGACAAAUCACAGAAGCAGCACAAUCAAUGGGGCUUGGGAAAUUCAACGACAGCCAAUCAGAUAUACCAGAUGUCCUGGACAGUCCAUUAUGAUGUAGAGUCCGUCACCAAAAAGCUGUGGUCUCAACAGGUGCCACUCUCAAGGAAUGCAUAUGUCAUUGAACCACCAAGCAGUUCUGAAACAACCUGGGAAAUCAAGCGUUUACACCAAUGUCAGAAAUUAUACAUAAUACA
This is a messenger RNA of Saccostrea echinata, 2420 nucleotides long. RefSeq names its product inactive phospholipase C-like protein 2. NCBI's taxonomy places the organism in Eukaryota, Metazoa, Mollusca, Bivalvia, Ostreida, Ostreidae. The transcript is spliced from 20 exons. The record is from RefSeq and is a predicted model, not a curated record. The coding region runs from base 69 to 2279 and encodes 736 amino acids. Gene Ontology annotation, molecular function: phosphatidylinositol-4,5-bisphosphate phospholipase C activity. Gene Ontology annotation, biological process: intracellular signal transduction; lipid metabolic process.